UGUACCAGGCGUUUAAAAAAAAAUAAAAAUUUUUCGAAUCUCUAACAAAUUUUCAAAAUGAUUUUCGCUUAUGCAUUGAUAACCUACCGUAAUGCUAAUUCAAUUGAAUUUGCCUCAGUUUGACUUUAUUUUGUUACUUAUCACGAGUUUAUAACUUGUCAAUAAACGUAACAUUGCCUGACCUUCGUCUCUGAUUAAAACAUUCCAUUCCAUGAUUUAGUGUCAACAUGGAAAUUUCAUUUACUGGUAAACGUGCCCUCGUGACCGGUGCCACCAAAGGAAUUGGGCGCGAAAUUGCCAAACAACUAGCCAAAUGUGGGGCCCAAGUGGUGGCAAUAGGUCGCGACCAAACCCACUUGAAUACUUUAAAACAAGAAAGCCCCCUGAUUGAGACAAUCUGUGCCGAUUUAAGCGACUGGAACGCCACCACUUCUGCUUUGUCUAAAAUAGGCCCUAUUGACCUUUUGGUCAACAAUGCUGGCCUUGGGUGGGUUAAGCCCAUGACGGAAAUCACAGAGGAAGAUGUGGAUAGUGUUUUCGCCAUUAAUACAAAAGGUUUAAUCAAUGUUACAAGAAUCGUGUCAAAAAAUUUACUAGCCAGGAAAGCCCCCGGUUCCAUUGUAAAUCUCUCAUCUCAGGCAUCGCUAGCUGGGUUAAUGCACCACACGGUUUACUGUGCUUCCAAGGGGGCUGUCGAUGCGUUCACUCGAGCUGCAGCCCUGGAACUGGGCCCCCAUAAUAUAAGGGUUAAUUGUGUUAACCCAACUGUUAUUAUGACAGAUAUGGGGCGCUUGGGUUGGUCUGAUCCGAAAGUUGCAGAACCCAUGUUGCAGAAAAUACCACUGAGGAGGUUUGGGGAGGUUCAAGAGGUUGUUGACGUGGUUCUGUUUCUUUUGAGUGAUAAGGCGAGCAUGAUUACGGGAUCGUGUUUACCUAUCGAUGGUGGAUUUGUAGCGUGUUGAAUAAAUAUUUAAAACAA
Messenger RNA from Tribolium castaneum (red flour beetle), 979 nucleotides. RefSeq names its product L-xylulose reductase. The record is from RefSeq and is a predicted model, not a curated record. Bases 228 to 962 code for a protein of 244 amino acids. Gene Ontology annotation, biological process: xylulose metabolic process; glucose metabolic process. NCBI's taxonomy places the organism in Eukaryota, Metazoa, Arthropoda, Insecta, Coleoptera, Tenebrionidae. The transcript has 3 exons. Gene Ontology annotation, molecular function: carbonyl reductase (NADPH) activity; L-xylulose reductase (NADPH) activity.